This is a messenger RNA of Cuscuta epithymum, 1408 nucleotides long. NCBI's taxonomy places the organism in Eukaryota, Viridiplantae, Streptophyta, Magnoliopsida, Solanales, Convolvulaceae. The record is from the annotation of a GenBank genome assembly.
UGGCUUUUCUCCUCUCGUCUGCUGAGCCAAGAAUUUUAGUGUAUAGUCGGCCCUGGACGCGCUUACCCGCCUUGAUGAAGAUUGCGGCAUCUCACGCGUCAUUUUCCAGACUCCGUUUACUCUCUUCGAUGUCCGCCGCAACACAGCGUGCCCGGAGUUUCUUCUCCGACGACACCGAAAGCGCGGUGUACAAACACACCCUCAAGUUCCAGAAGCCAUCCACCAUACCACACACUCCCAAAAUCCAUAACUCUGUCAGUUGCAUCGGAACAGUCGAUUUUCCUCUCAAGAGAUUCAACACCUCGGGCGGUUCGUUGGGUGUCCAUACUUUUCUCAGCGUCUCAAGCUCUAUUUUGUUCAAACCUUCUUUCAAGAUUAAGCUGAAAAUGUGGGGUAACGUGGCUGAACUUUCAAUGAAGUAUCUAAAACAGAACGAUUUGAUUUAUGUUUGGGGUCACUUAUUUUCAUGUGCUAUGGAUGGCCCGACAGGAAACCCAAGGGUGUUUCACGAGGUAAUUGUGAAAGAUUUUAAUUUUGUUGCUAGACUUGAUAAGGCUUCUACCUGCCAGGAAAACAGGAAAACAGAAUUUAGUGCUGAAGAUCGGCAGGAGAUGCGCAGAAGUCGGCUUUAUUUAUGGCAAGUGUUCUUCAGCAACCCAGAUGAGUGGUGGGACAAUAGGAGUAAAAAGGUAAAUCGCAACAGUCCAGAUUUUAAGCACAAGCAUACUGGUGAAGCGCUGUGGCUCAUGCAGGAUGAUCCACCAUGGGUUAGAAGACAACUUGAGUUGCAGGAUUCUAAAUCUGUUGAAACAGAUUCAGGAAAUUUAGAAGUUUCUCCCUUGACAUAUGAAUGAUUAACUGAGCAAUUUCUCCCGUACAUAGGAGUUUUGAUCUAAUUUCUGGAUAAGCGGCAGAUUUGGCCUGUCUUGCACUUUAAUUCCUUUCAAGGGAAAUGGAACAAAUCCGGUGUUUGAAAGGCCAGUAGAGUGGCAUCAGCAAGCAGGAAGAAGACAAUGCACAGAAGAGUCCAAGUGAAAAAUAGUGUACAACACUUUUAGGCUAUGUUUGGCAGCCACAUAAGCUCAAAAAGGGCUGAAAUAUUUUACAUCCAGUCAAUUCUGGUAAAAGUAAUCACGUUCGUUUGAAGAGCCGAAGAGGGUUUAAGCUGAAAUUUUUGGAUUGAAUUAAAAUGUUGAGCUGAUUUUUUUUAAAUAAAAAAAUUGAUAUGUAGCAAUAUUUAUGAAAAGUUAGGUACUACAUUGAUAGUUUUCAAUAAUUCGUAUCCUAGAUUGAUAAUUUUCGAUUAUCUGGGUCCUAUAUUCAUACAUUUCAUCUAUCAGGCCCCAAAUUGAUAAUUGGUGUAUCUUUCACGUUCUGAAUUGAUAAAAACAAUAACGUAUCUAUCUAC